AUGUCACAGCAAAAUCAAAAGACACAAUUACCUCCUGAGAUAAUCUCUAAGAUUCUUGAGAUAAAUAAGAUCAAAAAAUCAGGUACUGGUACAAAUUAUGUUCCUCCUUGGGAUCAAAGGACAAACAAGCCUCCGCCACCACCUCCACCUCUUCCAAUUACACCACAAACAGCUUCUCUCGUUCAAGCAAUAACAAAGAAAGAAGAGAAGAAACGAACAGGAAAAAUUGGAAAAGCAAAAAACUUGGCAUCGAAUUUUAUGGCGGUCACUCCAACUUAUAAUCCUACAGUACAGAUACAAGAUGCUAUAAAAACGCUUUCUGAUGAUAGACUUGAUGGAUUUUUGGCAAUAUUCGCUCCAGAAAUAUUAAAAUUCGAGAGACAAGAAAGAGCAUCGAAAUUUGUAGAAGUUGCUCUCCCAAGCAUACUCGAAAAAGCCCCUCUAAUUGAAAAAGCCUUAAAUCAAUAUGUGCAAAGUCUCGCAAUUGCAAGUGAUCCAAAAUCUAUAUUUCCUCAAUUUAGUACUCCAAUUGUUUUUAUUAAUUCAAGCACAGAAUUAAUUGCUCACAAAGUUAUGCAAUUAUCUACGACAGGUUUUGAUAUUAUCCCACCAAAGACUGUUGACAGUGAUAUGUAUAUAAUCGCUCAAGUUUCUACUCCUUUUAUUUCAACAAAACCGAGAUUUCCAAUCAAAGUAAAUGACAUUGAAAUCGUUCCAGGCAGCUUUGGAUGUCAUGGCGUGUAUAUAUAUUACAUAAAUUCUAUCAGAAAGCCAAAUCAAACAUACCAUAUUCAAUUUCCAGUUCAAUUUAACGACAGCAUUUGUAUUGCUUCAUUUUAUUACCUCAGAAGGAAACCAAAUGAAAAUAUUAUUCACGAUUUUUACGGUUCUUUGAAAGGAUUAGUUGCUCCUUCAGAUUUAUUCUUUAAAUCUAGGAAUAAACGUUGCUCUUCUUGCCGUCCUUUCAGAGUUAUUGAUGUUGUAGAGUCUACAAUGCAAACAGGUACUUGCAGAUGCCCUACUUGCAACACAGAACUACAAUUUUCGGAAAUUUCUUUAGAUUCAUCAGAAGAGAUGCAGAAAAACGAUUUAGAAAUAAAAAAAGCACGUGAACAGAUGUGUAACUCUAUAAAUAUGCUUGUAAAAACAAAUCUUGUUGAUGAUACGUGGACAGGUAAUCUUUUCAACGGAGAACCUGGUUUAGCAAAUGAUGAAGAUAAAGAUAACAACCAAUUUUUCUUACCUGAAGAUAUAGAUUCGUAUCUUGCAAAAUAUGAUAAGAUUUUCGCUGAAGAUUAA
Messenger RNA from Trichomonas vaginalis G3, 1299 nucleotides. RefSeq lists its product as uncharacterized. Bases 1 to 1299 code for a protein of 432 amino acids. The record is from RefSeq and is a predicted model, not a curated record. The transcript has a single exon. Lineage: Eukaryota; Parabasalia; Trichomonadida; Trichomonadidae.